GACCACUUCACUGUCAGUCUGUCAGUUGAUACACCAGUCGUCAACAUGGUUCUCGAGGAAGCCGACACCUUCUCCGCCGACACCGCGCCGUCGUCUGACGCCGACCCGUACUAUGGCGACCGCAACCCAACCGAGCUUCCCACCCGCAACUCGUCCUAUUUCACCGUCAAUUCGGGCGAAGACACGGUUUACGUCAACAUCAGCCAGCUUCCCAGGCUGUUUCUCCAGUCUGAGCCCCUUCCCUCCAACAUGCUCUCUAGCAUCAAGUCUAGCAUUCAGAAUGCAGGACUCGCGCUCGGCCGCCCCGUUACGCAAGACGAAGCCGACGCCCUUGCCUUCCACCACGCCAAAGCCUACCGUAUAGGCAGCUAUGGUCACCCAGUGGGCACCGUCAUUGCAUCAGCCCUUGCCUUUCGUUCGUGGAGCAAAUUUGGGUUUCCGGGCUGGACCCCCGGUGAGAAGUUCAACCCGCAGAGAUUUGGUUUCCUCAGCGGCCGAUCUGCAAGAAUUGCGUGGCAUAGUGCGAGGCUCCUUGCUUAUAGUACCGUGGGGGCGUUCUUGGGCGGGACUUUGGCUGGGUCUUAUGCUCUUACCGUGUACAGCGUGGGGAGGGAGAGGGAUCCGAGGCUGAAAGAAGUGGGAUUGGCUAUCAGGAAACAUGCAGCGAGUGGAACCUGGCCGGGGAGUAGAAAAGCCGAUGAUAGUCCUGGCAGGAAGGAGAGUGCAGGAGAGACGUUUGAUAUGGCGAGGCAGAGGCAGAGGGCGCAGGAGGCUUGGAGAGAGCACAGGGCCGGACAACAACAGCCGACGGAGAGAAGAAAUGUGAUGAGAGCUGAGAGCAGAGCUGAUGACAUGAGUCCCACGGGUGGUGCUUUUGGUGCGGAGUUUGUGGAUCCGGGCAGCGCGGAUGUGUCGGAUACUGCUAUGAUGAGCGAUGAUCAGGCGAGGAGGCAAUCGGAAAGUAUACAGAGGCAGCAGGAAGCGGACUAUGCGAAGAGCCAGGAGAGUCGCGCUGCACAUCCAAGCCAACAGCGACAAGGACCAAGUCGAGAUGCUUUUGGCAUGCAAGAGGACUCCAAAUCGGUCCAGAGCGGGAGUGCUUGGGAGCGACUCCGGCAGAAAGCACAGUCAGGGGGAUCAACAUAGUAUGUACCGAGAACUUCGGCGCCAAUAGCUGGGAAGAGUAGCGACUCCGACUGGCGAUAGCUUCAGCUUCUCCCAGAGUGAUGAAGAUAGACAACUCGCAAAAGCGGAAGCACAAAUGGAGCAUGGCACUCUCAGCUGUAGAGAUUCAUUCUUCAAUCAACAUCACAUAUCCUGUCCAUUGCACAAGCCGAGUAGCUAGCUAGACUCCUGCUUUAGAGAUAGGAUUCUUCACACCAACCUCUCCCAUCAAAAAUCUCGCACGCUGAUCCAGAGUUUUCAAAACCUGCUUUGUAUGAUUUAGACUUCCAGCGCGUUGCAGACAUUGGAUUGCUUCGAUUUUGAUUGUGUUGUCUUGUGUUCUCAUUGCGAGAAAUUCGAUGAGGAGGUGUUUUCUUUCGGAGCUUGAAUUUUCGGGACUUGGGGGAGUAUUAUGAUUCUUUUCUUUCCAAAUUGCGUGUGCGAUUGGAUAGGAGAAUUUGCCUUCUGUUAGGUCGUCGAAGAAACCUUUUUGUUUUGCCAUCUGUGGGGGGAAAAAGAAGGGGUAGGGGGGAGAUGUUAGUCAGCUGCUGUUAGGAGCC
Molecule: messenger RNA, 1724 nt
Organism: Sphaerulina musiva SO2202
Lineage: Eukaryota; Fungi; Ascomycota; Dothideomycetes; Mycosphaerellales; Mycosphaerellaceae
Exons: 2
Coding region: 46-1146 (366 amino acids)
Source: RefSeq, a predicted model, not a curated record